CAUACAAAAAUGUAUGUAUGUGUGAAGAUUAUAAUAACAGUCGAGAUCUUUGAAGUUGCCUGGCUGGUUUCGAUUUUUGCGACGCGCACUUCAUAUCAACGCGAUUGAACAACAACAGAUUUAACAACAGGCGCAGGCGCAUUGCCAAUUGAAAGCGACAUCGACAUCGAAAACGACAACGAACAUUUCAGUAAGAAGCAAAGCUUGCAUCCGAGCAGCCGCAAAGAAAACAGCAAACAGCAGAGGAAAACUGAAAAUGGAAAACGCAUUGCCAGCACUGUUGUUGUUAUUGCUGUUAGCCGGACAGGCGAGAGCCGCAGUGGCUAAUCCGGCAAUAAAACCUUUGUCACAACGUGGCAUCAUCUUUCCGAAGGAAUCCUUUGACGAUUGCUUUGCGGAUGAGGAGCAACUUGUGCGCGGCAGCUGUAAACUGCUGGAGGAUUGCCCCGACGCCCUGAAACGCUGGAAGCUGAAUAAUGUGUUUCCCAAGACCUGUUAUUUCGUCAAGUACGAUCAGUAUGUAUGCUGUGAGAUCAAAAACACUAACAGCAACAAUGACACGGAAGCCACAACACUGACUCCAAAAACAGAUGAUUUUACAGAGAUACGACCAAGUGAAAAGGCUUGCGAGGAUUCCAAAGUCUUUCGCUUCUCAAUUGUGGGAGGGACGCCGGCCAAAAAUGGCGAGUUCCCCUACAUGGCAGCCCUCGGAUGGCCCUCGCAUUUUGAUGGGAGCAUUUUUUACCGCUGCGGAGGAGCUCUCAUAUCGCCCACAUUUGUCCUAACUGCUGCGCACUGCAUCAACUUUGGUGGACAACUGCCGACGGUUGUGCGUCUGGGUGGUGAGAAUCUGACCAUGGACAUGGGCGAGGAUCAUGCGAUACGACGUGUGUUUACACAUCCGGGCUACAAUGAUACCACCUCGUACAAUGAUAUUGCACUCUUGGAGCUGGACGACUCUAAGCCGUCGAAGAGGCAAAUUGUCUGCCUCUGGCCGAGUUCGGUGCUGGCGGUGAAUGAAUUAACCGCCAUUGGCUAUGGUCAGAUACAAUUUGCGGGUCUCGCCUCCAAGCAACUGCUCAAGGUUGGCCUGCAACAUGUCACCAAAGAGGAAUGCCAGCCACAUUAUCAACCCGAACAACUGGCCGAUGGUUUGGCCGACAGUCAAAUUUGUGCCGGCGACAUGAAAGGUGUGGGCGACACCUGCCAGGGUGAUUCAGGUGGUCCAAUUGUCAUGGAAAGCUUGCGCACGUGGUAUGCUGUGGGAAUCACCUCGCUGGGUCAAGGCUGCGCCAGCGGACCUCCCAGCGUCUACACCCGCGUCUCCAGCUACAUUGACUGGAUCGAGAGCAUCGUUUGGCCCAAACCCGAUGUGUCAACACAAUUGCCCACCUUCGACCUGCGUAGGUCCGACUGAAACUGUGAAACUGACUGUUAAUCCCCAUACAGUGUCAUCAUCACGGAACUACAAAAAAAAAAAGCAGCUCGACAACUUAUUAGCACAAUGGAAUUUGUAGAAUCUCAUUUCAUUUUUUUCGACUUGCUUACAAGAUUAGUCACUCUCAUAUGUAUUUGAUUUGUCUCUUAUUUAAUAAGCCUCUUUCCACCAUCAAUAAUUUGUAUUUUUUUUUUUGUGUUUUACGCGUUGCUUACAAUAUUAAAAAAUGUACUUUUAUGGCCGUACAAAGUCCCAACAAAUGAACAUUUUAAAAAUGAAAACAGGGAAUUAAAAAUCACAUUUUAUUUAAGUGGAAAGAGGGCAUUAGUCAUAAGCUCUAAUCGAUCUUGUAUUUAUCAGCUAAAAUCCUAAAAGUGUUUCAACUUCUUGUCACUCAAUUAAAUGACUUAUAGCCUACUAAAUAGCACAUUUGGCACAUUCGACGCCAUUCGGCCCGAAUGUGGACUUCAUUUCAGUACAAAAUCCGAAUGAUCAUUUCAUAAUGAAUGUUGAGAUUUUUUGCCAUAUUUAUCGAACGCGCGAUAAACUCAUGAAAAAAAGAAAUUAUCACUUUAACCUGCUGUUUUGUUCAAUAAAUAACUUAGCAUACAA
Molecule: messenger RNA, 2050 nt
Organism: Drosophila innubila
Lineage: Eukaryota; Metazoa; Arthropoda; Insecta; Diptera; Drosophilidae
Gene: spirit
Product: serine protease snake
Exons: 3
Coding region: 257-1417 (386 amino acids)
Biological process (GO): proteolysis
Molecular function (GO): serine-type endopeptidase activity
Source: RefSeq, a predicted model, not a curated record